AUGCCCCAUGAAACCUCUAGACAUUCGCACAGCAAAGGUCACGACGAAUCUACUAAAGAGCGCCGCCACCGGCACCGGCAUCGAAGCAGUUCUGAAGCCGCUUCAGAAAAACAGCAGUCUGACAAUGCCUCAGGGACGCUGGUCCACCAAGCGGCUACCGAUUCUAAAAGCGAAUCUGGUCCUGCAUGUGAAAACUGCUCACUGAGCGCAUCACCAUCAGGAAUGUAUUGUUUAGCAUGUGACCUUCUCUUGUGCCAAACAUGCGAUCGUAUGGUGCACGCACCCUUAGCACUAUCCAAGCAUGAUAGGCGUUCCUUCGAAGAGGCUGCUCUCCGUCGGAAGGCCUGCAGGUUCCACGCAGACCAACAGAUUUCCCAUUUUUGUCUACACUGUAACACAUUUCUCUGCAAAGUUUGUCUAGAUGAAGGAUUGCACCAAAUAUCUCCUCAUUUUGUUGAUACGUUAGAUGACGCUAUUCAGAAAACGACUAGGGGACUUCUGAGUCUUGUUAACGGUCCCCUUAGGCAGCGCUAUGAAACUCUACAGCAUGAAGUUGUACGCAUAGAAGGACUCAUGCACAAAGUCCGCACUGCUGCUGGGGAGAUAGAAGCCCAGGUCCGUGAGCAUUACGAGGGUGUGCUAGCUAGACUUGCUCGUUCAGAGAAGGAAAAGUUAGCCCUCUGUCAGAGUGAUUUAACGACCGUCAAAAGUAUGAUGAAGCAGAUAGAUGACGUCGAGCACUAUGUCGCAGUCGACCAUCAUAGAAAAAACCCUAUAGUCCUUCUUUCCCAAGCAGGAACGAUCAGUGAGAGUGUCCGAUCUAUACUUGCACGCAAAUUAUGUGAUGCAAUCUCUGUUACUGAGGAGAGCAUUAGGCCUACCGACCUUCCUCGCGAGUCUACUGUAGGUAUCUCUAGAGAGAUCCGAGAAGCCAGUGGAGAUCCGUGUAUAUCCAAAUUGAAUAUCCCAGAUGGGAUUACAUCGAAGUGCACCGCGUGUCAGAACAAUCUAAGUACACUGUUAUCAGAAGCAGAGCAAGAAAUCCAUCACUGGAAAGCUCUCGUGGAACAAUAUGCCUUCGAAUUGGCCGCGUGGGACAUGACCUGCUCUCGUUGCGGUCAGCAUUGCCUUCCAGAGACAAUUAACUCUCCUUGCACACUUCCUAAUAAGCCUCCACGUAGGGAAGACAGAGGAUUAGGAGAGGAGCUUUGUAGUAACGGGUCUCUGUUCCAAGAGGAUUCAGAUAGCCAUUCGCGUAGACACUUCUUUGUCCGCUCAGAGGAUCAUUAA
Giardia duodenalis is the source of this 1290-nucleotide messenger RNA. RefSeq lists its product as uncharacterized. Gene Ontology annotation, cellular component: aggresome; peroxisome. Lineage: Eukaryota; Fornicata; Diplomonadida; Hexamitidae. Gene Ontology annotation, molecular function: zinc ion binding; ubiquitin protein ligase binding; ubiquitin protein ligase activity. Gene Ontology annotation, biological process: negative regulation of centriole replication; protein autoubiquitination. The coding region runs from base 1 to 1290 and encodes 429 amino acids. The record is from RefSeq and is a predicted model, not a curated record. The transcript has a single exon.